Tachyglossus aculeatus (Australian echidna) is the source of this 779-nucleotide messenger RNA. RefSeq names its product interferon-induced transmembrane protein 3-like. The coding region runs from base 40 to 396 and encodes 118 amino acids. NCBI's taxonomy places the organism in Eukaryota, Metazoa, Chordata, Mammalia, Monotremata, Tachyglossidae. Gene Ontology annotation, biological process: defense response to virus; response to interferon-beta; negative regulation of viral genome replication. The transcript has 2 exons. The record is from RefSeq and is a predicted model, not a curated record. Gene Ontology annotation, cellular component: plasma membrane.
GCGGUCAGUCCCCGGUCCUGUCUGGCGUCGCCCAGUGCCAUGUCGGAGUGCACUGUGAUCUCCAUGAGCGGGGUGGUCGCCCCCCCAGAGAAGGGUCCCGGGCCCCCCUCCUCUGCGGGGUCCCCCUCCCCCCCCCGGGACUUCUUGCUCUUCUCCUUCUUCAACCUGCUGCUGCUGGGGAACCCCUGCUGCCUCAGCUUCGCCGCCCUCGUCUACUCCGUCAAGGCUCGGGACCGGAAGGUCAUGGGCGAUGCGCUGGGCGCGCAAAGUUACGGCUCUACGGCAAAGUGGCUGAACAUCUGGGCGCUGUUGCUCAACCUGCUAUUGCUCAUCGUGGUGCUGGUACUGUUCUUCGUGGUCAUCUUGCCCAAGGUGAAUGCCAACUUCCAUCACUAGCGCCCGACGACCUUCCCGGAAGCCUCUGCACUAGCCGGGGCAGCCUACUGCAGCCCACUCCCCAGGGCCGCCCGGCCCCUCUGGCUCCCCGUGGCACCCCCCAUGAGGCUCACAGCGGGCACCGUCCCCAGCACAGGCCAACUGGGCACUUUCUCCCUCCACUCCAGCCCCAUCUGGGCCCUUUCCAUUUCCUCCCGCCUUAAGCCAGUCCACGGUCCACCGUCAUAACUGACACCUUGCUCUCCGCCCUGCCCAGUGGCCUCUCCCGUCCCUCUCCGGAUUUUUACGGGCAGGGAACGUGUUCACUAAUUCUGUUUUACUGUACUCUCCCAAGUGCUUAGAACUGUACUCUGCACAUAAUAAGUGUUCAAUAAAUACCACUG